This is a messenger RNA of Clarias gariepinus (North African catfish), 1165 nucleotides long. RefSeq names its product otolin-1. The transcript has 4 exons. The record is from RefSeq and is a predicted model, not a curated record. NCBI's taxonomy places the organism in Eukaryota, Metazoa, Chordata, Actinopteri, Siluriformes, Clariidae. Gene Ontology annotation, molecular function: protein binding. Bases 157 to 1110 code for a protein of 317 amino acids.
CUGUGCGAAAGCACAAAAGGGCAGAAAGGAGAGAGAGGAGACCAGGGAUUACCGGGAAGUCCUGGAGCUCAAGGAUUAAGGGGGCUGACCGGACCUCGUGGUGUACAGGGACUGACUGGACAGCAGGGACUGAAAGGUGAGAAAGGAGAUGACGGAAUGAAAGGAGAGCGAGGCCCGGAGGGACCAAAGGGCUUUAUAGGCAUGCGAGGGCUCAAAGGUGAUAAAGGAGAUCAAGGUGUGGACGGCAGGGUCGGAGACCCGGGUCCUAAGGGAGCAGAUGGUGAGUGCCCACUGGGGUGUGUUUCAUUUCCUGGUUCUCCAGGUGACCCAGGUCUUCCUGGUCCGGUCGGACUACCUGGGUUGCCUGGGCAAGCUGGAGUACCUGGUGCAAAAGGUUUGAAGGGUGAUCCAGGCAUGAAUGGUACACCAGGCACACCUGGACUCUUGGGGAAUAAAGGUGAACCAGGGAAGGAGGGAAAUUGCUCAUGUAAGGAUGGACAGAAAGGUGAAGUGGGACCUGUAGGAGCCAAGGGCACUAAGGGAGAAGCCGGACAAAUUGGGCCUCAGGGUGUUGCAGGACAGACAGGUCCUAAAGGAGAGACAGGGCAGAUGGGAAUGAUAGGAAUGCCUGGUCCAUGCAGCCCAGCCAUACAAUCUGCUUUCUCUGCCGCACUACGAUCAUCAUUCCCAGCGGCCAAUCAGCCAAUAGCAUUCGGGCGUGUCAUCUAUAACCUGCAGCAGCACUACAACCCGAGCACAGGUAUAUACACAGCACCGGUCAAUGGCACCUACUCCUUUAGCUUUCACUUGACCACCUCCACUCGCACCCUGAAGGUUGGACUCUUCUGGAACUUCCAGCCUGUAGUAAAAAGCACGCAGGCAUCUGAGUUAGGCUCCACCUCCCAGAAGGUGGUGCUACACCUGAGCGCAGGAGAUCAGGUGUGGCUCCAGGUGAAGGACAGCACCACUAAUGGAAUGUUUACUGCCGCUGAUGUCAGCAGCACUUUUAACGGCAUCCUGCUUCAACCUGACAUCUGUGACAUCAUCAUGGACAGAGAGCUUCCUCUUCCAAACAUCAAUGGGGUUUACACCUGGGGAGCUCUAGAUUAGAUAGAACACAAGCCAUACAUGUUAAUUCACUCACAAUCUGAACUUAAAAACUUAA